Cyprinus carpio (common carp) is the source of this 3982-nucleotide messenger RNA. RefSeq names its product actin-binding LIM protein 1-like. NCBI's taxonomy places the organism in Eukaryota, Metazoa, Chordata, Actinopteri, Cypriniformes, Cyprinidae. Gene Ontology annotation, molecular function: actin filament binding. Gene Ontology annotation, cellular component: actin cytoskeleton; stress fiber. The record is from RefSeq and is a predicted model, not a curated record. The coding region runs from base 424 to 2808 and encodes 794 amino acids. The transcript is spliced from 25 exons. Gene Ontology annotation, biological process: lamellipodium assembly; cilium assembly; cytoskeleton organization.
UCAGGGUUAAUCCGCUUAGGAGAAGGCAAGGAGCUAUUUGAACCACUUCUUACUUUCCACUCUGGCAUGGGGUUCACCUGUGUUCUUCACCUGAAGCGGAGGUAAGGCGUAUCAUUUUCAGGUGAGGAGCAUUACAUCUGGCAAUCACUUAAUCAGGACAAGCGAGCAUUUGGUUGAAGGUUUAAGAUUUGUUAAUCUGAAGAUCAGAGGUUGAGAUCUUUUGGUUGGAGUUUGGCCCUUUCUGCAGACUCGCCUGCUGGUACGUGACCUCUGACCGCUGAGUCAAAGGGCUCUUUGGAAGACCAUCGGCUAUCAUUUAGCCUGGAUAUUGAGUCUGCUGUGGAAAAGACUAAUUCCUAAAGCAUUUUUGGCCUAGUUUGUGUUUUUUGGAGGACUAAUUGAGAAUUUUGAGGUACCGCCGCCAUGCCUUCCCUUCCCACUUUGAACAGCCUGGGGAAGCUCUGUGGCUCAGGACGCAGUCAGCAUGUGAAUCGCACCCGGAUCAAACGCACAAACUCUGUCAAACGCAUAUCUGUCAUGGAGGAUGGACGUGUGGCAGAAGUAUUGUACCUCAUCCCGAAAGAGUCUGUGAUGCAACAGCUGCCGUUCAUCAACCCUGAAGACUAUUACUUGGCUGAGAGCCUGACACCUGUGGCACAUACACAGGAAGCUCACCACCAGACGGGGAAGCCUUUGAUACGCUGUGCUAAAUGUGGGGAGGUGUGCAAGGGAGAGGCAUUACGAGUGCAGGCCAAACACUUCCACAUCAAGUGCUUCACGUGCAAAGUAUGUGGCUGCGAUCUGGCUCAAGGAGGAUUCUUCAUGAAGAAUGGAGAAUAUUUGUGCACUCUGGAUUACCAACGCAUCCAUGGCACCCGCUGUAACAUCUGUGGAGAGUUUGUGGAGGGGGAGGUGGUGACUGCACUCGGAAAGACCUACCACCCAGCAUGCUUUGUGUGCACAAUCUGCAAGAAACCAUUUCCUGCUGGAGACAGAGUGACGUUCAAUGGCAAGGACUGUCUGUGUCAGUACUGCGCAGAGCCCAUGUCUCCAGGACCCACCAAAGACGUCGUCGGACGCAGCAGUUGUGCGGGCUGUGGCAGAGAUAUUAAGAAUGGUCAGGCUCUGUUGGCUUUAGAGAGUCAGUGGCAUUUGGGCUGUUUUAAAUGUAAGGCCUGUGCCAAAGUAUUAACUGGAGAAUACAUCAGCAAAGAUGGCACCCCCUACUGUGAGCAUGAUUAUCAGGUCCUGUUUGGAGUGCAUUGUGAAGCGUGUCAGCAGUUCAUCACCGGGAAAGUCCUGGAGGCAGGGGACAAGCACUACCACCCCAGCUGUGCUCGCUGUAGCAGGUGUAACCAGAUGUUUACUGAAGGAGAGGAGAUGUACCUGCAAGGAUCAACAGUUUGGCAUCCAAGCUGUAAACAUUCACUCAGAGGGGAGGAGAGACAGCAGCUACUGCCUGCGUCUCUAGCUCUCCUCAGCAAAACAGAAAGGCAGCCGACACGCUCGUCGUCCGAGAGUAUAUGUUCCAGACCUGGUUCAAGCAUACCUAGCUCACCGGGUCACACCAUAUAUGCAAAAGUAGACAAUGAGAUCCUUGAUUACAAGGAUUUAGCAGCCAUUCCCAAGGUCAAAGCCAUUUAUGACAUUGAGCGUCCAGAUCUUAUCAACUAUGAACCACUUUACACCACCUCACUGGAUGAGUCAGAGGAGAGAGAGAGUGUGGGAGAGCUGCAGAGCUCCAGGAGAGAGUGUUCACCUAUGCCAGAAGACAGAACCAGGUCACCCACACCGACUGCUGAGGGUUACUACGACAUGAGAGAACGAAUCCUCCACCGGUCGACAAGUCAAGGCUCCAUCGGGUCGCCCAUUUACAGCCGCCACAAUUACACCCCCACCCUGUCACGCUCUCCACAGCACUUCCACAGACCCGGCACUGAGCCGUCCAGUGGUCGGAGUUCCCCAGGGGGCAGCACCCCUCCUCUCCCUCUGACUCCUAAACAUUUUCACCUGCCAGAUCAAGGAGUAAACAUCUACAGAAAGCCCCCUAUCUACAAACAGUAUGAUUCAGCUGCCUUUGCAGCCCAGAGUAAGUCUGCUGAUGACAUCAUCAAAUCAGCCAAAUUCCCCUCGGCGUACACCUCUGGUCCAGACUACCCAGCAAAGAUAGAGACAGACUGCUGGUCCUCCCCGAUCUCCCAUGCUGCGCUAGGAACAGACGGGAGGAGAAGGUCAAGAGAAGAGGACGAGGAGGAGCACCAGAAACGCAGACAGAUUCAGGAGGAACAUCUCAUCAAGAUCCAAUCUGGUUUGGGGAAAAUGAUUCUUAAAGAGGAGAUGGAGAAAGAGAUGAUCAGAGAGCGUCAUGCACGGAGCCUGUCAGCACAACGCUUCGAACAUGGAAGCAAUCGAAAUUCACCUUCUAAAACAGGCUCACUGCCUGGAUACGGGCGAAAUGCACUGCAACGGCCUCAGUCGACUGAUUUUACUCAGUACAACAGUUAUGGAGACGUGUGCAGUGGGAUGAGAGAGUUUCAGCCCUUGCAUGAUGGCCAGCGUACAGCCACCAGAAUGGACAGAGGAGUGUCUAUGCCUAAUAUGCUGGAACCAAAAGUAUAUCCAUAUGAAAUGCUUAUGGUGACCAGCCGUAGUCGCUCCAAACUGCCCAGAGAUGUGGACAGAACCAGACUAGAGCGCCAUCUGGCUCCGGAGAUGUUCUUUGAAAUCUUUGGGAUGGAAAUUAAGGAAUUCAACAGGUUACCUCUGUGGAAACGCAAUGAACUGAAGAAGAAAGCCAGACUCUUCUAACCAGGAUCUACAACAUCUGCACACACUCACAUGAUGUAUCACACAGCUGUUUACUCCUCUUCUGUUGUUUCUUGCUAAAACUAUAGCCAGAAGAAAGCUCCAUGCUGCAAUAUUAUCAUAUGAUGUCAGUUUGUAAUAAACAGAGGGUCUACGCAUUUCAUCUGUAUCUCCAAAUUCUCAACACUUUAUUUUUAGUCUCUGUCGCUUUAAUUUCUCUCAUCUAGAAAUGAGUAAUCCUUUUUUGUUCUUUGUUGUUCUUGCACAUUUUUGUAAAUCAUGUUAAUGCAGGCCUGAUUAUCUGAGCCUUUGUAAAUUUGCAGUUAUAAUGCUUUUAAUUCACUGUUCCAGUAAAGAUUUCUCUGUUAGCAUCACUUUAGGUUCUUUGAGGUAUUGUAGAUGCUACACUGAUAGGUGUCUGUUUCUUUGUACCUGUUCAUGUACGUUUUGAGUGCAUUCAGCGACACUUAAUCCAUACUAGCACAUAUCCAUGUAUUCACCCUUUGCUAUUGUACCAGCCUCCAAUUAACAUCUAUUAAUUAAAGGUCAAGUGUAUCAUUUCUGUGCCAACAGCAGCCCUAAACAGAAUUGAAAAAAAUAUAUAUUGAUCACUGUCAAACAUGUCCAUUUUUCAUUGGUCAAACCCUCAUCAUUGGUUACUGGCUUCUCAAACUGGUAACUUUUCCAUUUUAUACAGUACCACUAAUGGUUUAGAAGUGACACACUUCACCUUUACGCUUUCUAUGCUGAUUCAAUGCUGAUGUCCCUGGUAUAUUGUAAAUUUAAAUAAUAGAAUACAAAUUUAAGGUAAACAUUAACUGCAUUUGACUUUUUUUUAAAGAGCGAAUACUCAGUCACACUGCCAAUUUAUUGUAUUUCAAUUGUAUUUCUGAUUAAAAUUUAAAUUUCUCAAUGUGCAGCUCAGUAAAAACCAAAGGCAUUACAUUAUAUGAGAGCUGUAGUCUACAGCUGUUUAUUAUUUCAUCCUCAUUAACCAGAUCAGAUGUAUUAUUGUGUCAUAUUUCUUCAUGCAAACUAGAGUGCACUGGACUUCCCGUGAAGCUAGUACAGUGAAUUAUAAGCUAGACCAAAUCAAUGAAUUCAGCUGAAAACAUACUCAAUAAACACACAUAACUACAUUUACAGGUUUGAAUAAAAUUUGGGUAAAUAGAAUACA